Oncorhynchus keta (chum salmon) is the source of this 3838-nucleotide messenger RNA. RefSeq lists its product as uncharacterized. Bases 940 to 3645 code for a protein of 901 amino acids. Gene Ontology annotation, biological process: regulation of transcription by RNA polymerase II. Gene Ontology annotation, molecular function: chromatin insulator sequence binding; RNA polymerase II cis-regulatory region sequence-specific DNA binding; DNA-binding transcription factor activity. The record is from RefSeq and is a predicted model, not a curated record. NCBI's taxonomy places the organism in Eukaryota, Metazoa, Chordata, Actinopteri, Salmoniformes, Salmonidae. Gene Ontology annotation, cellular component: chromosome. The transcript has 5 exons.
UCACACCUUCUCUCUCCUCUCCUUCUCCUUCUUUCUCUCCUUCCCUCUCCUCUCUCACCUUCUCUCUCCUCUCCUCUCUCUCUCCUUCCCUCUCCUCUCUCACCUUCUCUCUCCUCACCGUCUCUCCUCUCCUCUCUUCUCCUUCCCUCUCCUCUCUCACCUUCUCUCUCCUCUCCUUCUCUCUCCUCACCGUCUCUCCUCUCCUUCCCUCUCCUCUCUCCUCUCCUCUUCUUCCCUCUCCUCUCUUACCUUCUCUCUCCUCUCCUUCUCCCUCCUCACCAUCUCUCCUCUCUCUAUCUGUGUGUGUGUGAGUCUCCUCUGCUGCUCUCUUGCCCUUUGAUCUUUCUCCAUUAUUGGUUGUACACACACACACACACACACACACUGCACAGAGAGAGAGAGAGAGAGAGCAGAGCCGCGGGAAGCAGCAGGCACGGCCACUGCCCCGGUCAGUGCUCGCGACAGUCCCCGGAUCUACCCUACUAACCAACGAGGACACUCUACACGGGAGUCCCGUUUCGUUCCAACGAAGAUAAGGAUACACGUUUCACCCCACAGACCUGAGAAGAAGAAUGUAAAAAAAAAGAGAAGGAAAAUGCCUCGGAAAAAGCAAGACCAACCGCAGCGCUUAGGGCUACAAUCACGUAAGUGUAUUCGGUAAUACUGCUUUCUGCUCUGUUCAGUGGAGCGGUAACCAGGGGCGGAGAGGUGAAACGGGGAAGGGAUACGGUAGCACGAGAGGGAGAUGAGCGGUGGAAUAUCGUAGCCUGAGAGGUCUGGAUCUACUGCACCUCGGCAGCUCGCGGGCGGCAGCCAUGUUGUGAACCGAGAGAGCUGGAGCGGGUAUGCAAGCCGUGACCGCAAGCCUUGACCGCGGGGCCGGUGGAUCAAUAACGGGAUGGGGAUAAGGCCCCAGCAGCAGACACAGUAGAAGAAGAGAUGAGUUGUGAUGCAGAGGAAAGAACACCCAUCUCCUCCCCCAAACCUCCCCCAUCCCUGACCCCUACGCCCACCUCCUCCCCCAAACCUCCCCCAUCCCUGACCCCUACACCCACCUCCUCCUCCAUCCCUCUGACCUCCAACCCACUGGACCACACCGUUACACCAACACCCACCUCCUCCUCCAUCCUUCUGACCUCCAACCCACUGGACCACACCGUUACACCAACACCCACCUCCUCCUCCAUCCCUCUGACCUCCAACCCACUGGACCACACCGUUACACCAACACCCACCUCCUCCUCCAUCCCUCUGACCUCCAACCCACUGGACCACAACGCUACACCAACACCCACCUCCUCCUCCAUCCCUCUGACCUCCAACCCACUGGACCACAACGCUACACCAACACCCACCUCCUCUUCCAUGGUCGUCCAGGAUCGAGGCCCGGGUCUGGGGUUAGGCCAUGAUCUCAGCCAGGACACCAUGGAUAACCCUCUGGAUAAGGACCUGUCCCUCUCCUCCAUCCUGGCCCUGCUGUGUGGGGGGAACCCUCUCCAAGGCCUGGGUAGAGAGCUAGCUUCCAGCCCACCCUGUGCCCUGGAGCCUGGGGUUACGACCCUGGGAGGAGAGGGAAGGAUGAAGGGAGGAAGGAGAGAAGGAGGAGAAGGAGGAGGAGGAGGAGGAAGAGAGGGAGACUCUUCUCCGCUGGGUUUACUCCCAGAUGUCCCUCCUCUCUCCCAGCAUUCUUUGCAGCUCAGCGCCCUGGCCCAGAGAGUAGCCAAGACCUCCUCCUCCUCCUCCUUUUCUUUCACCCUCUCCUCCUCCUCCUCUCCUGCUGCUGUCUCCUCUAAUCAGCAGGUGUCUGGGUGUUCCUCCAGGGACUUCCAUGGGAGGCCGGCAGGGCUGGAUGUGUGGCCCAGCCUCGGGUGCUCCUGGGUGGGUAAAGAGGGCCGCCUCUCCCCUGAUUCUGCCAUCCAGAGGCUGAGAGCAGCAGCAGCCAAUGCUGUGCUACACAACAGGCCCACGGCACCCUCCUCCUCUUCCUCUCUCUCUUCCUCCUUUAUCCCCUCCUCCUCUUCCUCUCUCUCUUCCUCCUUCAUCCCCUCCUCCUCUCCCUCCCUCUCUUCCUCCUUCAUCCCCUCCUCCUCUUCCUCCCUCUCUUCCUCCUUUAUCUCCUCCUCCUCCUCUCCCUCCCUCUCUUCCUCCUUUAUCCCCUCCUCCUCCUCUCCCUCUCUCUCUUCCUCCUUCAUCCCCUCCUCCUCCUCUCCCUCCCUCUCGUCCUCCUUUGUCCACUCCUCCUCUCCCUCUCUCUCCUCCUCUAUAGCUGCAGGAGGUGCAGGGUUGCAGGAGGGCUUGUGUCUGACCCUGGACUCCUUUCCCAGCCCCCUCUCCGCUCCCUCUUCCUCCGCAAGCUCCACCCUCACUGCCCUGUCCCAGAAGGUCAACCUGCGAGGUCAGGGUUCUAAGGUCACCGGGUCAGAGGUGACAGGCUCAGGCCAGCAGCGCUCUACCUCCCCCUACUCCUUCCUCUCCUUCCACUCCCCCGAUCCUCAGUCUCAAUUCACAGAACAGAGCUCCUCCAGGGUAGUUGAGAACCAGAGGGGGCCAGAGCCUAGCCCCAUGGAGGAGAACCAAACCCGGGCAGAGAACCAGGGCUCAGCCCCUCCUCAGCCCCAGGUGGAGAUGCCCAGCCUGCAUCCAUUACUGAUCACCAACCCCCUGGGAGAGAUCAACCCUGGAGGACCAGCAGGUGUAUUCCAGUGUUCCGUGUGCGGUCUGCGGAUGAAGAGGAAGAGCUAUUGGAGGAGACACAUGUCGGUUCACACAGGGGUAAAGAGUCAACAGUGUCAGCUCUGUCCCUUCCGCUGCGCACGCAAGGACAACCUGACCGCGCACAUGAAGGUUCACAGGCAGCAGGAGAAAGGGGAAGACUUUCAGUGUGACCUUUGCCCUUUCACCUCACUCCGCCUCUUCAGCCUGAAGCUGCACAUGAGACGCCACCAGAGAACUAACCCCGGAGACACACACACUCUCACACAGGGAACACACACAGAGAGAGGCCGCGAGGGGAAGGAGGAAAGAGAGACAGAGGAGGAGAGGGAGAAGGAGGGAGAGAUGAAGAACGAGGAAGAUAGAGAGGGAAAGAGCCAUUCCCCUGAGCAGGCCGUGUUGAAGCCUGGGUGUAGAGUACAGCUCUCCCCCAGACCCCUCGACACUGCUCUCUGCUACUCCUCCAGUCAAACUCCUCUGUACCCUGCCACUGUGAAGCAAGAAGCCCUGGAGGUAGAGAGGGAGGGAGAGGGGCAGGGAGAGAGAGAGGCAGAGAGGAAGGAAGAGAGGCAGGGUGAGAGAGCGGGAGAAAGGGAGGGAGAGAGAGAAAAGGGGAGAGAUAAAGAAGUCCGUGUGAAAGAGGAGCCUCAAGAGAGGGAGUUCUCAACCCCUCUCGUCUCUCACCAUCGAACCCCCCUCCACCCUUCUCUCACCCUCAAGAGGAACAAGCGCAAGGUUAAUACCCCCCUGAGUCCCCCUCUCCACCCCAACGCAGAACACACACACCAAACACACACACACACAGCCCCCUCACACACACACCCCUCACACACACACACACACCCCUCACACACACACAGACACCCCUCACACACACACACACCCCCACACACACAUUAUGAUUCCCAUGGCGACCUCUCUCUUCAGCCCUGACAUCAACACUAAGACCGCCUCCGACCUGCUCAUCAAACUCUCAGCAGCCACCCAGCAGGCCGGGGUAGAGCCGGGGGCUGUGGUGAAGCAGGAGCCCCAGGAGGAGGACCUGAGCCCUGGGCAGCAGCAGCAGGCAGGUGAGCCUGGUCUGGCUCUCUCUCCAGACGGGCCUGGGGCUAGUCCUGAGCCCCCC